GAUUUUCUCUUAUCUCCGACUUAACAAACAAACAAACAUGUUUGGUUCUUCGAGAUCUGGGGGCGUACGAGGGGGCCAAGACCAAUUCAACUGGAAUGACGUGAAAGUUGAUAAACACAGAGAAAAUUAUCUUGGAAACUCUUUGAUGGCACCAGUAGGACGAUGGCAGAAAAACAAAGAUCUGACAUGGUAUGCAAAAGACAAAAAAGGUGGUGCAGCUUUUACAAAGGAUGAUGAACUUGCUGCUGUCAGGGCAGCAGAAGAAGAGGCAAUGAUGGCUGCCCUGGGGCACAAGAAUAUAAAGAGACAGCCAACUGGUUUGACCAAAGAGGACCUAGUAGAGGUGUGCAGGAGGGAAGAAGCUGAUGGUGAAGAGAGGAAUGUGGAUCGUAUAUCAGGCUUGGGCAGCUCCAGUGCAGGGUCACGAAAGAUGAUUCUGUCCCAGAAAGAAAAAGAGGUGGCUAAAAUGGGCCUGCCAGUUUUUACACACCACAAGACAGAGGGUCAUCCAGAAACCUCCGCAGCAACAUCGUCUGAGAGGGUUGAAAAACAAGAGGUGGAACAAAGGCAUGAGAGCAAAAGGAAAAAGAAAGAGAAAAAGAGCAAAAAGGAAAAGAAAAAGAAGGAAAAAAAGAAGAAAAGGAAAAGAGAUUCAUCCUCCUCUGAGUCGGAUGACAACAAAAAAAGGCACAGAAAGGAGCAUCAUCAUCAUAAUCCAUCAUACCAUAGUCAGAGUGGAGCCAGACCCCAUGACAGCCAUUCAAGGGGGGGAGCAAAGGCCGAGCGGCAGCCUUCCCACCCCCAUCAACGACAGCAAAGGCAUGACACAGACUCCUCUGAUGGGGGGUCUCCUACUCGUAGUAACCCUGCCAUCCACAAGAAGGCCCCUGCUGGUGCCACACAAAGCCACAGGCGGCGCCACGACACAGAUUCGGACGACUAAUGUCCUUCUCCCCCCAAUCAAUUCAGAGCUGCAUUAUGCGGACAGAGCACUCUACUGCAGCCUGACCAGCCAUGAGGGCCUCAAUUGCCCUGGACAGCCAGGCGGACUGUGGCUGGCGAGAAGGCAGUGGGACAGGUUUUAGGCUCAUGUAUCAACUAAUUCACACAAUAAGUUGGUCAUUCGAUAUUAACAUCGGUGUAUAUUGCGCUAUUUGGGGUUUUCUGUGACCAGUCUUGUUUUAUGAUUAAAUCUAAAAUUACCACAUUCAUCAUGUAAUUUUUUUUUAUCAUAUUGAUUUAAAAGAUGAGGUAUCUUGCAGAGUUAAUGGAUUGAUUAUAUUCUCAAAUGCUAGUCCCCAGUGACGGUUAUUGAUCUGACAAGGUCUUCUUGCUAAACAAGAAGACCUUGCUUUUUGUAUGCCCUACGAUUUUUACUGAAAGUCACACAUUUUACGCCAAGUGAUCACGACUCCUUAUAUGACAUAGCUAAUUAAAGGUUUACAGUUAUGUGUACAGUUCCCAAUUUUCCAUUGUAGAAAAAUCACUAGAUUGUAUUUAUAGUCGAUGAACUGUUUCUUUUAGGUUUUUGUUGAAAAACACCCGAAAUACACUACUUGUUGCCUUUUUCAUCUUUGCACAUCUUCUAUCCCACUGUACCCCUUGCACUUCUCACCACCUCAGGUCAUUUUCUUUUCUCAGUCAUACCAGCUCUCCUUAAUCCUUCAUCAGUCAAGGUUCAGCUCCCUGACUGCUGUGAUACCAUUGGAAUGCUCUCCACCGGUUGUAAUAGAGUGCAGUGUUUGCAUUUGCCUUGAAUUGGUCUGAAAGAGGGGAUUCUGCAGGCUGGCACCUGGGGGGUAUACAAAGAAAAGGCGCAAAGCAUUCAUAGAGUGCAAAACACCAGACUGGUUCUUUUUUAUAUGGCCGGGUACUAUUAGCCCGCCACACACAAACCAAGCUGAUGAAGCAGCAGGAGUGGAGGUCAGACAAAGCCACCCUAUGAGGUGCCCAACACUCAAACUACCUCGGCUUCUACUGCUACCAUACUCUCCUGCCAUGUUUUAUAGGCUUGGCUGCAUUAGCCAAAGCAUCCUAAUCAACCUGUAGGAAUGCCGUCCUAACGGAGUGGAGCAGGGUGUGCUGUCCACGUAACUGUUUUAACCUCUGCGCUGGGUGGUUUCACCACUUUAGGGUAUCAUUUCUUCCUGGGUCAUUUAAUGUAAAGUUGCAUUUAUUAGGCCUAUUUCUUGAUUUCUUUAAGUCUAAUCAUUACUCUUAAGUUUAAACAUUUCAUUUGGAUUGUAAAUAACAUUUUAGAUUAAAAACUGAGUUUUUUUUUUAUGGACCACAUUAAACAAUUUUAUCUAAAUGCUGGUUAAGUUGGGUUAUCCAGCCAUUACAUCGUUGUUUUAUGUUGUUUUAUCUAAUUUUAGAACCUUAAACUGGAGGACACAACCAUCAUUAAACCUGUUAAAAUUAAUUUGUAAAUCAGAGUGUACACAAUAAAAACUAGUUCUCAAAAGAUUUUCUAUCCAAUCACUUUAAUUGAAGUGUCCCCCUCCCCCAAACACAAAUCAAAAGCUUUACAGAAACAGUGACAAACGUAUUAUUGCAACAUACAGGCAAACAUAUUCAAAUGCACCGGCAACAAGUAACACCCACACCUUUUAGAAAUAAAUCCCAGAAAAAUAGAGGCAAUGUAGUCUGGAUAAAAAGGCAUUUGAAUGGCCUCAUGUUUACACUAUAGAUGAUGGCACUUAAAGAUAGUUGAUUUUGGUAUUGCUAUCAAAAUGAUAUUUCCCACAUCGAGUUGAAUAAUAAGUUAGAAAUUGCUUAGAGGCUUUAGCAAAAAAAAAAAAAAAAACGUCAGUUACCUCUCACAGUACACAGAAAAAAAAACAGUGUAAAGCUACAGAAAUAAGUACUCAGUGGGGUAAUGGUUCCUCGGCUGCCUGAUGAUGUAAAAACCCAGAAGUGAUACAUGCCCUUAAAGACCAACAGAUGACACCAUGGAGUAUUGCAAAGGCAACACAUGAUCAACCUGAGAUUUGAAAAUACAAAAAAAAAAAAAUCCAAUUCACUGUCCAUUCAACUGCAGUAGAUCAGGUAGGUGUGUGGCCACUGCAGCAUUUCAAUUCACUGCAACAUAUUCUAUAACAAUAGCUAAAGUGUUCACAGACAGGAGUGAUGUCAGCAAAGACAAUUAAACCCAGUGCACCAAAUGUACAUUUCAGGGUUGUUACUAGUUACUGGUAAGUCACCGUAGUAGCUGCUAGUAGUGCAUCAGUGUAUAAUUGUUUUUUUUUU
Melanotaenia boesemani (Boeseman's rainbowfish) is the source of this 3249-nucleotide messenger RNA. It is a transcript of the gene c8h1orf35, whose product is annotated as chromosome 8 C1orf35 homolog. The record is from RefSeq and is a predicted model, not a curated record. The coding region runs from base 38 to 943 and encodes 301 amino acids. The transcript has 8 exons. NCBI's taxonomy places the organism in Eukaryota, Metazoa, Chordata, Actinopteri, Atheriniformes, Melanotaeniidae.